This is a messenger RNA of Saccharomyces cerevisiae S288C, 1407 nucleotides long. It is a transcript of the gene YSC84, whose product is annotated as Ysc84p. Gene Ontology annotation, cellular component: actin cortical patch. The record is from RefSeq and is marked reviewed. NCBI's taxonomy places the organism in Eukaryota, Fungi, Ascomycota, Saccharomycetes, Saccharomycetales, Saccharomycetaceae. The transcript is spliced from 2 exons. Bases 1 to 1407 code for a protein of 468 amino acids. Gene Ontology annotation, biological process: actin cortical patch localization.
AUGGGUAUCAAUAAUCCAAUUCCUCGAAGCUUGAAAAGCGAGACCAAGAAGGCCGCGAAAGUUCUAAGGAGUUUUGUUAAACCAAAUCAAGUAUUUGGAGCAGACCAAGUUAUUCCACCAUAUGUGCUAAAAAGAGCUAAAGGUCUAGCAAUUAUCACGGUUUUAAAGGCUGGCUUCUUGUUUUCAGGGAGAGCAGGUUCUGGGGUGAUUGUGGCCAGGUUAAAAGACGGUACAUGGUCGGCUCCCUCUGCUAUCGCUAUGGCAGGUGCUGGUGCAGGUGGUAUGGUCGGCGUUGAAUUGACAGAUUUUGUUUUUAUUUUAAAUUCGGAAGAGGCAGUGAGGUCCUUUUCUGAAUUUGGUACAAUUACUUUAGGUGGUAAUGUGUCAGUUUCCGCAGGUCCUCUUGGAAGAAGUGCAGAAGCUGCAGCUUCUGCAUCCACAGGUGGUGUCUCGGCAGUUUUUGCCUAUUCCAAAAGCAAAGGUUUAUUUGCCGGUGUGUCUGUGGAAGGUUCAGCCAUCUUGGAGAGAAGGGAAGCUAAUCGAAAGUUUUACGGCGAUAACUGUACAUCAAAGAUGAUUUUGUCAGGUAGAGUAAAAGUUCCACCAGCAGCAGACCCCCUACUCCGUAUCUUGGAAUCAAGAGCGUUCAACUUUACACGCCACGACCAUGAUGACAACGCUAGCGGUGAUGAUUUUUAUGAUGACGGUCAAUACAGCGACAACACAAGCCAUUAUUACGACGAUAUUCCAGAUUCCUUUGAUUCUACUGAUGAAUCCUCAACACGUCCAAACACAAGAUCAUCAAGAAGAAGAGGAAUGUCGCUGGGGUCACGCAGUCGUUAUGAUGAUGAUUAUGAUGAUGAUGGUUACGGACGUGGUCGCGGGUAUGGAGAUUUUGAUAGCGAAGAUGAAGAUUAUGAUUACGGAAGAUCUCCAAAUAGAAACAGCAGCCGCAAUAGAGGCCCACAGAUAGAUAGGGGUACUAAGCCGCGUGCGAAUACCCGAUGGGAAGAUGAUUUGUAUGAUAGAGAUACUGAAUACUCCCGUCCCAACCAUUCCGGUAGGGAUUAUGAUAAUACCCGAGGAAAUAGGCGUGGUUAUGGUAGAGAAAGGGGUUAUAGCCUUGGUCAUGGCCCAACUCACCCCAGCAAUAUGAGCAAUGUCGAUGAUUUAUCACAUAAAAUGUCGAAGACAGGGUUAGGUAAUGAAUCCACUGCUACAAAUUCGGCGACACCAACGGCUGUUGCUCUCUACAAUUUUGCUGGAGAACAACCAGGCGACUUGGCUUUCAAAAAAGGUGAUGUUAUUACUAUCUUAAAAAAAUCAGAUUCUCAAAAUGAUUGGUGGACAGGCAGGACUAACGGAAAAGAAGGAAUAUUCCCUGCAAACUACGUUAGAGUUUCUUAA